AUGUUUUUCUUCCUUAUAUUCCUUUGUUUAAAAUUAGUAACAUCUCAAUUCUUUGAAGCGGAAUCGCCUUGGCAGUUUGCAGGAUUCGCUGCUGUCAACAUACCAGCUACUGAGACCAAUGAGAUCAAUCCAUAUUUCUCUCAAUAUUCUCAAUUACAACAACAACUACAGUUACAACAACUCCAAUCUUCCAAUCGAUUUGAACAACAACAGCAACAUCUCCAGCAGCAAUCACUCAUCUCAUCCCCGCAUAACUCUCCACUCUUUCCCAAUGCGAUACCCAUUCCAAAACGUGAGACAGGAAAUUCUUUGAAUUCUUUGAAAACUGAAAGUGUUGGAAAUGAAAAAGAACGGCAACAAGGAGAACUUCCAGACUUUUCGAGGAGUGGCACUACCUUGGAACAUGCUACUUACUUGAGCUUGAUCAAUGACAAAGAGAAUUUUCAGGCGUCUGGGUGUGGUUGGGACCUAAUCCGACUGCAGUGUCAUGAUUUAUUUGGCUUGUGUAAAGGAGGAUGUCGGGAUUUCGCAAUCGCCAUCAACUCUCCUAUCCAUGACUGCAGAUGCAUCCCAUUUGGAUAUUUGGCGUUGGUGAAGCUGGCCGGACGAUGA
Messenger RNA from Caenorhabditis remanei, 612 nucleotides. RefSeq lists its product as uncharacterized. NCBI's taxonomy places the organism in Eukaryota, Metazoa, Nematoda, Chromadorea, Rhabditida, Rhabditidae. The record is from RefSeq and is a predicted model, not a curated record. Bases 1 to 612 code for a protein of 203 amino acids. The transcript has 5 exons.